Molecule: messenger RNA, 2322 nt
Organism: Umbelopsis ramanniana AG
Lineage: Eukaryota; Fungi; Mucoromycota; Umbelopsidomycetes; Umbelopsidales; Umbelopsidaceae
Exons: 5
Coding region: 102-2234 (710 amino acids)
Source: RefSeq, a predicted model, not a curated record
AAAAAGAAGAGGCUCUCUGAAAUUCACAGUUUGUCCCCAUUACCUCAAAUCACUGCAUCUUUUCGCAGUUUGUUCGAUCAAAUUUUGUUGAUUAUUUUAUUAUGUUUGAGCACAGUAACAAUACCGCAGCAUCAAUGAUGGAACCAGAAUGUGAUGCGUUUCCAUCGUAUCUCCGAGUGCUUCCAGAUCUCCGGGUUGUCCUCUGCACUACCCAUGGGUGUUGCUACACACGACAGUGGCUCUCCCGGCAUCUAUUAGAACAGCAUCGGUUAAAAGGUAGAAGGCGGCAGAGAAUCGAAUCAUCGAGUCGAUUGAACGACAUCGCUACCUCUAAUACCGAUGUUGUGCAGCCCCAAGAUGGUACUAACGAAAUUCGCGGGCUGCCGACCGUACUGGGCUUCCUCUGCCACCUUCCUGACUGCGACUUUCGUUCGACUAGCAGCGACCGGAUUCGAAUGCACUAUAAUAAAGUGCAUCAGUGGAAAGUUUUGCACCAAGGGGCUAUGCCAUGGAAUGAGGCGUACGUACAGACGCUAUUUCAGCAGACACAAAGCCAACAUUACUUUGCAGUAGUUCUGGCAGACCAGGCUCACCCGUCCGCUACCCCGCAAUAUAUAUAUCCCCGGGCCAAUGCACCAAACAACGCCGCCCCAGCUUCUACCCGCAAUGACGUUCAAUCUUCUCCCCCCACUGUUACUGAUAACGAAUUGGAUCAAAUGAUGAGAGAGUACCAUGCUGACCUUCAACAGGAACAAGAUUGUGUAGAGACUGCACGAGAUGUCUCCGAGCAUACGCCGUGGAUGAAGCGCACCGGUAUAUAUGCCCAUCUCUUAGGGCUAGAGCGUGAUGAACUCGGUCCUAGCUGUUACCUCCCUGGGGUGCAAGAGGAGCCGUCGUUAUUCCUGAUCUGUGAGAGUAUCGGACGGGUCCUAGAAAAAGCGAUGAAUGCCCUUACGCAUAACAGGAACAAAAUUGCCCAAACCCUCAGACGACAUGAAGCACGACUGCUCAAUACUUUCACGCGGAGGGAAAUCUCCCCCCUGGAUUACAUCACUCAACUGCAGAAUCCGAAGUCUCUUCAAACAUAUAUCGAAACUUGGCAGCGGUUGAUCUGCUACUGGCACCGAGUCGUUGAGCAGAGCCAUCUCCGAGACACGCUCUUUCAACCGAGUGAUCGACAGCUCGAAGCAUGGUGCAAGGCAACCGACGCCGCGAGCGAACUCGCCAGUCCAACGGACCCCGAUCGCGACGAGGCUUUCCGUGACAGACUCGAUCGGGCUGUUCUCGAGUUUAGCCUUGCAAUCAUCCAACACUCUGUGCCACGUCGUAAGUUUGAUUCUGUCCUUGUGUCGUAUGCUGCUGUGCGCUUUUGGAGCCAUAAGCAAGGCUCGUGGAUGCCCGUCCGGAACUAUACAUCGAUUCUGUCGCAGUUGAUCUACGACUGCCAGAUGGUGGUACUUGCCCAGGUGCUAGCGAUGGCAGGGGAUAACGAUAAUGCGGACAUUGGUGCUAUGAUCGUUGAUAUUCGGGACCAGUGGCUGUUGAAUGACACGGAUGGUCCCGUUGUUGAAUUGCUAGAGAAUUGGGUACUCUCCUUCCGGAUCGGUCAGACCGAAGUUCAACCGCCACAGAUCCACUGGCGUGCCGAUGGAGAGACACUGGUAUGGUCGGAUGUGAUUCUCCACCUCUCAGACCUCCAUAGGAUCAUCUUCGAAGGGGUUGCGGAUGCUCGGCGAAUUUUUGACGAAGAGCUAUGCCUGAGUAGCCGGUCUAGUCCUGCAUGUGAUAUUCCUGGUCUGGAUCUCAGACUUCUCGUCGACAACUGGGGUGAUAGAAAGCACGGCCAGUCGUUCCUGACCGAUUCGCGGAACGCAGCCUAUGUCGACCCGCUUAACGACUGGGUGUACUCUCGUGUAGAGAAGUCCCAGGCGUUGUACGACACCUUCUGGUUGGAGACGGACGCGAAUACCUGUGUAGUACGCGCAGAUGCCGUGCAACAGUAUGAGGAUGCGGUGCAGCGGUUUCUGCGCGCUCUUAUGGUCCCGUUUUUCCUUGGGUCCGGCCAGCAGGGUCGACAAACCGACUUCAUUGGUCUUAAGUGGAGGAAUACUGAUUACGUCCCACGAAACCUGUUUCUCCUUGGCGGGCAGAUGUUGUUUACCCUCUCCAACCGUAUGGACCAAGCGAGGGAAAGGGUCUUCUUUAUCUCCUUCCUUGUCAGCUCCCUGGUAUAGCUUACACUGUUAAAUAUAGUCUAGUUUUUUAUAAGAGCGCUCAGUGCUCAUGUUAAUAGCUUACACUGGUAACUACAAUCAGUCUUUU